AGCCGUGACGUCUCACCGGCUGAAACAUUACUUAAGCGACUUUCACAGCUCGCGUACGCUGAAAGGUUACCGCAUCAACAGAUAACCCCAAGUAAAGGAAAAAAAGUAAAAGCAUCAUGGCUCUCAGAAGUGCCCUGACGCGUCUGCUCACCAGCAGCCAAAAGUGUGUGGUGGUCACUGCAGGCAGAGCCCAGAGCACAGCUGCUGCAGCUGCAAAAGAUGCUGAAGAGGUCAAAAAGGCUCCCAAGGCAGCUAAGGUGGCAUUCAGCUGGCAGGACCCUCUUGAUCUCGAGGGUCAGCUGACAGAGGAAGAAAUCAUGAUCCGUGACACCUUCCGCAACUACUGCCAAGAAAAACUGAUGCCUCGCAUCCUGAUGGCCAACAGGCACGAACAUUUUCACCGUGAGAUUGUCUCAGAAAUGGGGGAGCUGGGCGUCCUUGGCCCAACAAUUAAAGGGUAUGGCUGCGCUGGAACCAGUUACGUUGCCUAUGGGUUGAUUGCCAGAGAGGUCGAGAGAGUGGACAGUGGCUAUCGGUCUGUCAUGAGUGUCCAGUCUUCACUCGUCAUGCACCCCAUCUAUGCUUACGGCACCGAGGCCCAGAAGGAGAAGUACCUGCCCCGACUUGCUCGGGGAGAAAUCCUGGGCUGCUUUGGCUUGACAGAACCGAACCACGGCAGUGACCCAAGUAGCAUGGAGACGAGGGCCAAGUACAAUCCAUCCAGCGGUACAUUUUCCAUCAGCGGAGCCAAGACAUGGAUCACAAACUCUCCUGUGGCGGACAUCGCGGUGGUCUGGGCCCGGUGUGAGGACGGCAAAGUUAGGGGCUUCAUCCUGGAGCGUGGAAUGAAAGGUUUUACAACACCAAAGAUUGAGGGCAAGUUCUCUCUGAGGGCAUCUGCCACUGGUAUGAUCCUGAUGGAUGAAGUGGAAGUUCCCAACGAGAACCUGUUGCCCCAUGUCUCAGGUCUUGGCGGUCCGUUUGGCUGUCUGAAUAAUGCCCGUUAUGGCAUCGCCUGGGGAGCUCUAGGGGCUGCAGAGUUCUGCUUCCACGCUGCCCGGCAGUACACUCUGGACAGAAUCCAGUUUGGUGUGCCACUGGCCAGGAACCAGCUAAUGCAGAAGAAGAUGGCAGACAUGCUCACGGAGAUCACGAUUGGCCUGCAGUCAUGUCUCACCCUGGGAAGGCUUAUUGAUCAGAAGAAAGCGGCACCAGAGAUGAUCUCCAUGCUGAAGAGGAACAGCUGCGGCAAGGCCCUAGAUAUCGCCAGACAAGCCAGAGACAUGCUAGGAGGAAACGGCAUUGCAGACGAGUACCACAUCAUCCGUCACGUCAUGAACCUGGAGGCUGUCAACACUUAUGAGGGGACCCAUGACAUUCAUGCCUUGAUCCUGGGCAGAGCCAUCACUGGGCUGCAGUCGUUCACCGUGGACAAGUAGAUGGACUUUAAGCAUCACGAUAAAACUGAUGAUCUGAAUAAUGUGGGAAGAGCAGUUUCAUCCUAGGAGACUCUCCGCUGGGAUACGUCAUAACGAUCACACUUGUGUUUUUUUAACUACUGGGACAAGAUAUUAUAUUUGUGUCUUAGUCUUAUCCUUACUUUCCAGUCAUAUUGGAGCCAAACGUUGGAUCCAUCUUUUUACUGCUUUUUUAAUUAUUUAACCUGUCUUUGAACUGUAGUUAACAGUAACUUAACACUGUGACACUUUUGUAAGUCGCUACAUAUUCAUCUGGUAUAUUUUGCGAUACUUGAGCAUUUAAAUAAAUUGAUUUGAAUGAUCAUA
Fundulus heteroclitus (mummichog) is the source of this 1784-nucleotide messenger RNA. Its product is annotated as glutaryl-CoA dehydrogenase, mitochondrial. Gene Ontology annotation, biological process: fatty-acyl-CoA biosynthetic process; fatty acid beta-oxidation using acyl-CoA dehydrogenase. Gene Ontology annotation, molecular function: fatty-acyl-CoA binding; glutaryl-CoA dehydrogenase activity; flavin adenine dinucleotide binding. The coding region runs from base 117 to 1439 and encodes 440 amino acids. NCBI's taxonomy places the organism in Eukaryota, Metazoa, Chordata, Actinopteri, Cyprinodontiformes, Fundulidae. Gene Ontology annotation, cellular component: mitochondrial inner membrane. The record is from RefSeq and is a predicted model, not a curated record. The transcript has 12 exons.